UUCUUGCUGUCAGAUGGGACUAACCCUCCAUAAGGAGCUGGGCUUCCGGCACUGACUCCCAGACAUGUAUAGCAGAUUGGACCAUUUGUGCUAAUGUGUCGGGAGAAGGGGAGUCCGUGGUCUGUGUCCACUGGGUCAGGCCGGACUUGGGAGGGGGGUCUUGGCCUGGGCUUCGGGGCAGGAGUUGCAGAGGGGUGUGCUCCCAAGCUGUGCCAGGACGCUGUCUCUGCCGGCUCCCCCCUGCACCUCCCCAUCCCUUGUCUCCCCCACCACUGGCCCCACAGAAUCCCUGCUUAACACCCGCUCGCCCUGAGCCAGAGCCCCCAUCGCGCCAGCCCCUCCCCCAGUCGGGCAGAAUGGGCAAGGAGAAGACUCACAUCAACAUCGUGGUCAUUGGCCAUGUGGACUCCGGCAAGUCCACCACCACAGGCCACCUCAUCUACAAAUGUGGGGGCAUUGACAAGAGGACCAUCGAGAAGUUUGAGAAGGAGGCAGCUGAGAUGGGCAAGGGCUCCUUCAAGUACGCCUGGGUGCUGGACAAGCUGAAGGCAGAGCGGGAGCGCGGCAUCACCAUUGACAUCUCGCUCUGGAAGUUCGAGACCACUAAGUACUACAUCACCAUCAUCGAUGCCCCCGGCCACCGGGACUUCAUCAAGAAUAUGAUCACCGGCACCUCCCAGGCGGACUGCGCAGUGCUGAUUGUGGCCGCAGGUGUGGGCGAGUUUGAGGCAGGCAUCUCCAAGAACGGGCAGACCCGGGAGCAUGCACUGUUGGCCUACACGCUGGGCGUGAAGCAGCUCAUCGUCGGUGUCAACAAGAUGGACUCCACGGAGCCCGCCUACAGCGAGAAGCGAUAUGACGAGAUUGUCAAGGAGGUCAGCGCCUACAUUAAGAAGAUCGGCUACAACCCAGCCACGGUGCCCUUUGUGCCCAUCUCUGGCUGGCACGGUGACAACAUGCUGGAACCUUCGCCCAAUAUGCCUUGGUUCAAGGGCUGGAAAGUGGAGCGCAAGGAGGGGAACGCAAGCGGCGUGUCCCUGCUCGAGGCCCUGGACACCAUCCUGCCCCCGACACGCCCCACCGACAAGCCCCUGCGCCUGCCGCUGCAGGACGUGUACAAGAUUGGCGGCAUUGGCACGGUGCCUGUGGGCCGAGUGGAGACGGGCAUCCUUCGGCCGGGCAUGGUGGUGACCUUCGCGCCCGUGAACAUCACCACGGAGGUGAAGUCGGUGGAGAUGCACCACGAGGCGCUCAGCGAGGCCUUGCCUGGUGACAAUGUCGGCUUCAACGUGAAGAACGUGUCCGUCAAGGACAUCCGCCGGGGCAACGUGUGCGGGGACAGCAAGUCCGACCCCCCUCAGGAGGCUGCACAGUUCACCUCCCAGGUCAUCAUCCUGAACCACCCGGGGCAGAUCAGCGCUGGCUACUCGCCGGUCAUUGACUGCCACACGGCCCACAUCGCCUGCAAGUUUGCCGAGCUGAAGGAAAAGAUUGACCGUCGUUCUGGCAAAAAACUGGAGGACAAUCCCAAAUCCCUGAAGUCAGGCGAUGCAGCCAUUGUGGAGAUGGUGCCUGGGAAGCCCAUGUGUGUGGAGAGCUUCUCACAGUACCCACCUCUCGGCCGCUUCGCUGUGCGCGACAUGCGACAGACGGUGGCCGUGGGCGUCAUCAAGAACGUGGAGAAGAAGAGCGGCGGCGCCGGCAAGGUCACCAAGUCGGCGCAGAAGGCGCAGAAGGCGGGCAAGUGAAGCGCGGGCGCCCGCGGCGCGGCCCUCCCCGGCGGCGCCGCGCCCCGCCCCCGGCCCCGGCCCCGCCCCCGGCCCCGCCCCCGGCGCGGGCCCGCCGCCCCGCCCCCCCGCCAGGCGCACGUCUGCACCUCCGCUUGUAAGAGGCUCUGCGUCAGCGACUGGAUGCUCGCCAUCAAGGUCCAGUGGAAGUUCUUCAAGAGGAAAGGCCCCCGGCUUCCGCCAGCGUCGCCGCGCUCAGUGCCCGUUCCCCAAUAAACGGAGCGACCCGA
Messenger RNA from Sciurus carolinensis (gray squirrel), 2017 nucleotides. It is a transcript of the gene Eef1a2, whose product is annotated as eukaryotic translation elongation factor 1 alpha 2. Gene Ontology annotation, biological process: translational elongation; translation. Lineage: Eukaryota; Metazoa; Chordata; Mammalia; Rodentia; Sciuridae. The record is from RefSeq and is a predicted model, not a curated record. Gene Ontology annotation, molecular function: GTPase activity; GTP binding; translation elongation factor activity. The coding region runs from base 357 to 1748 and encodes 463 amino acids. The transcript is spliced from 7 exons.